Molecule: messenger RNA, 1592 nt
Organism: Dreissena polymorpha
Lineage: Eukaryota; Metazoa; Mollusca; Bivalvia; Myida; Dreissenidae
Product: alpha-tectorin-like
Exons: 7
Coding region: 130-1002 (290 amino acids)
Biological process (GO): cell-matrix adhesion
Source: RefSeq, a predicted model, not a curated record
UAAUAUAGUUUAAGUUAUAUCCGUGUGUGAAUUAUGUGUUAUAAUUAGGUUGAAAAAGUGCGGAUAAGGCGUGCUUGGAUUUAUUUCAUAUCAGUUCGGCCACAUCACGUAGGUCAUUCUUUCAACAAAAUGAAAGUCAUGAAAGCUUGCAAAUCCACAAGGCUCGCCAGCGUGUCGUUUGUAUUGCUUUUGGCCAGGUAUGCGCACGCAGCCCUAUAUGACCAUUCAAGUGCAACGGUAAUAUCUAUCAAUGACGACACGUUGACGCCAUUGAAUCUUCCUGUUCCUAUUAAAUUUAGAGACAUGGAUAUCAACAACAUCUAUAUAUCAGACAACGGGCUAGUAACAACGGACGCAACAAAGGAAACGUUCGCGGAUGCAAUCAAAACCAACUCGAUCUGGAUAGCUCCGUUUGGCGGUGACGUCGCUCCCGACGUAAAUUCUAAGAUCAAGCACGCCACCUAUCUCGCGCCCGGAACGCCACCCCCUAGCGGCGUGAACGUGCACGUCAAUCAAGUGUACCCGGAUGUAAAUUUCUCGCCAACAUCUGCCUACGUGAUCACGUGGGAGAAUGUGGACAUGAUUGGUGACUCUUCUUUCACGGGAAAUACCUUUCAACUAACUCUUACUACUGAUGGAACAAAGAGCUACGCAAUUUUCCUAUAUGAUGUCAUCUCCUGGUAUCCCGGUGUGACUGGUGUCAAUGCAGGAGAUGGUAACGUCCAGAGGGUGUGUAACACGGAUACCGCAGCAGCGCAGCAGCUGCCGCAGAAGACAAAUAUUGCAGCCUGUGGUGUUGAUCCCGGCGUUGUGGUUCUCCGCAUUGACCAGACCGGCAUCUGGGGACCAGAUUGCGUUACUGUGAGUCAACCAGAAGCGUGUACCACCCAGGGGAUUCUUGGUGGUGGUGACAGAAACUCACAAACAUUGCCCUUUACUUCGUGUGCAACAACCAUGAUUUGUGGAGCCUUGUUGAUACUUAUAGUGCGACAACUAACAUGAACAAACAGACUCAUGCACACAACACUUAUAUAACCCAAAGUUAUGGUGGUCUCUACAAAAGCGGUCUCCACCCCCCACCACCCCCCCCCCCGAGCUCCGUGAUAUUUUACGUGUAUACUGCAAGAAAGUAUAAACAUACACACCCAUGUAAUGCUUCAAUGAUUUGCAUGAACAAAUCUAAACAGUGUGUGUGUAGAAGAGAAGACAUGACAAGUUGUUUUUUUUCCAGAUCUGUGAUCAUAUGUCUAUUUAUAUAUUAUUGUAAAACGCACAGUCGUCUAUUAUAACUUAUUUUAAACGAUUCAUAUAUCGGUUGAACACUUGAGUUCUUCUAUUCGUGACGGUGCAAUAACAAAAAAUAUUAUUCUUCGUAUACUGACAUAUAGCCCUUCAGCCAAGUACCCAAAAUUGAGGUGGGGUGUACCAGUAAGGCGGGAAAAACUACACCUAUAUAUCUUGGAAGAUGCAUGCCAGUAGCAUAUGAAAAUGGUUGAUAACAGUCUGGUACUGGCAGCUUUUGGUAUUAUUCUUUUCUCCUUUGAAGAUGGGGCCUCAAUCAGCUUAAUUUUCAUAAAUUGACUGGGAGAAAU